UAAUUUUAUAAAUAUGCUGGGUACCAGUCUAACCAGCUUGCUUACAGCAUUAAUAUUGAAUAAUUAAUGUUAUAAAUAUAAAUUUCAAGAGUCUCAUUUAGCUAUGAUAUAUUUUGUUCUGUUUAAAAUAAUGAAAAAGUUUUGAUGAGAUUCAAUAUGGAUACAGUAAGGAAUAUGGAAUUCAUCAAUGUGUUAGGAAUGCCUACCAGUGUAUUAAAGUAUGGUGAAAUUUUACAGGACACAAAAUCAAUGUUUCUAGUCGUACCAGGAAAUCCAGGUGUUGUUGAAUUCUAUGAUGAUUUUAUGAGUCAUCUGUAUACAAGCUGUGGAGGUACAGUGCCUGUUUGGGGUGUGUCACAUGCUGGACAUGUACUCCCACCUGCUGGAAACCAGGACUUGUACAAAAAGUUGAGCUAUGAAGUCUGUACCCUAGAUGGUCAAAUAAGACACAAAGUGGCUUUCAUCAAAGAAAACAUUCCAAAGAAAACAAAACUGUUCCUGAUUGGACAUUCAAUUGGCUGUUACAUAAUUCUAAAAAUACUCGACCAAUUGGAGCAGCCGAUAGGUAGAUGUUUCAUGCUGUUUCCAACAAUAGAAAGAAUGGCUGUAUCUCCAAAUGGCAGGAUUUAUACUCCAGCAUUGAAGUAUUUACGGUGGAUGGCACCACUUCUAGUCUCAGGUGUUGGUCUCUUACCUCAGGGUAUAAAGACAUGGUUGCUACGCAGCCAUUUUAAAGAUGAAAAUGUGCCUGAAUGUGUUCAUUCAGCAACUGAAGGUUUGAUCAAUCCAUUCUGUGUAAGCAAUGCCUUGUUUAUGGCACACCAAGAAAUGUCGAAAGUGGCAGAGCUUGACAAAACCCUAGUUGAGAAUCAUUUGGACCGUCUUAGUUUUUAUUUUGGAAAAUCUGAUGAUUGGUGUCCUCCACAUUAUGGAGAGGAUUUCAAGAAAUUGUUCCCCACCUGUGAUAUACGAGUCUGUGAAAUGGGAUAUAGCCACGCAUAUGUGAUAGAUGCUAGCUUACACAUGGCUGAUAUUGUGGCCAAAUGGUGUCAGGACUUUAUGUGAUAUUUUGUACCUGGAAACAGAAAAAAGUCAGGGAAGUGCAAUAAUCAGUUUGAGAAUUAUGUACAAAAUUGUAAAACUUGUGUGUACAAAAGGGAGUAAUCAUGUAUACAUAUAUAUAUAUGAAAUUCUAUUCCUUUUAUAAAUGGAUUUGAUGAAUACAAUUCUUGUAAAGACAUGCUGACUGCUACAAUGAAACUGAUCAAAAUUGUUACCGGAUUAGUACAUUGUAUUAAAAUGAAUAAAGUCAAAUCAAUUGAAAUGCUCAAAAUAAAGUAAACAUUGAACGAAUUCAACUUAUUUAAAAUGAUUUUAUGAAAUCGAAAAUGAAAAGAAUGUAAGCACAUAUCAUAUCAACUUAGCAUGAACUCAGGGAAAUUUGAAGAAAAGUAGAUAUAUAACAUUCUUGUUUGAAUAAUGCUCAAGAUUUAAAUUAUUCCUUGAAACAGAUUUAAAUAUGUAUUGCUGUAUUUGCUGCUAUAUGAUUUGGAGACAAACUAGACCACACAUUAUCUGUGAUUUGUGAUCAAAUAGAAACAGAAAUAACAUUUGAAGCAAGAGUGAUUUGGAACUAGUGUCAACAUAAAAUCAAUGAAGUUGUGAUUGAAAACAAACCAGAAAGUACAUUCUAGGAGACCCUUGUCAGAUUUUAGAUCAUUGUAGUUAAUUCUCGGGACUAAAUCAGUGAUAUAUAUACCCGGUAAACACUCAUAAUUUUAUACAGUGUUCUUUGACAUUCACAUGUUCAUGAGCAUGAGUUGCGAUAGAAUAAUUGUGAUAAACAGUAGAUUCAAAUACAGUAUAAUAAAUAUUGUAUUUUGUUUCAAGAGGGCAACACUCCAUUGAUAACCAUAACAACAGAUCUGUGAGUUAUUUUAAAUCUAUUUUCUGCAUCCAGGGCUUAUGUUUUGGUAAAGUGAUUCCUUAACAAAAUUGAAGUAAUCAUUUCAAUUUAAAGAAAAAAAGUAGUCACAAUUUAUUCGUGGAAAAAAAACCUGAUAGGUAACAAUAGUAAUAAGUGAAAAAUUAAUUUACUAAAGGAAACACUUGUAAAACUUAUUGACUCAAAAAUAUAUUUAAAGUACUGUCUGGUAAGUUGAAAAAUCUGAAUAGAUAAACAUUCCUAGGGUGGUAAAUUAAUAAUGUCUAAUAAAUAUGUUUGAUAAUAUUCAUUAACAUUUUUUAUUAAGUGAAUUUUUUUUUUCUUUUUGCUUUUGAGUUACUUGUUCCAAACACGAUUCUCUUGCGAAUUAUUUGGUCUGGCUGGUUGAAUUGACAGUACGUUACCCUGAUCCGUAAAUGUGAUAGGGAAGUGUGAAAAUUGUAGGAGCCCUGUGUCUGGUAAAAUUGUUUCAAGGAAUAUGGGGUUAAGUUUGGUCUGGACAUAGUUUCUGAACUAUGUGUAAGUUUCUAAUUAGCUCGACUAUUCGAAGAAUAUGAGAGCUAUUGUAGUCGCCCCGGCGUCGGCGUCCGCGUCGGCGUCUGCGUUGGUUAAAGUUUUUUGUAAAGUCAAAUAUCUCAAUUAUUACUUGAGAUAUUCAAUUGAAACUUACAAUACUUAUUUAUAGUAACAAGGUACAUCAGAUUGACAAGUUGGAUAACUCUGCCUACAAUAUUGACAGAAUUAUGCCCCUUUUUAACUUAGAAAUUUUGGUUAAAGUUUUUUGUAAAGUCAAAUAUCUCAAUUAUUGCUAGAGAUAUUCAAUUGAAACUUACAAUACUUAUUUAUAGUGACAAGGUACAUCAGAUUGACAAGUUGGAUAACUCUGCCUACAAUAUUGACAGAAUUAUGCCCCUUUUUAACUUAGAAAUUUUGGUUAAAGUUUUUUGUAAAGUCAAAUAUCUCAAUUAUUGCUUGAGAUAUUCAAUUGAAACUUACAAUACUUAUUUAUAGUAACAAGGUACAUCAGAUUGACAAGUUGGAUAACUCUGCCUACAAUAUUGACAGAAUUAUGCCCCUUUGGAACUUAGAAAUUUUUGGUUAAAGUUUUUUUGUAAAGUCAAAUAUCUCAAUUAUUGCUUGAGAUAUUCAAUUGAAAACUUACAAUACUUAUUUAUAGUAACAAUGUACACCAGUUUGCGAAAUUGCAUAACUCUGCCUGCAAUAUUUGCAGAAUUAUUUGCCCCUUUUAAAACUUAGAAAUUUUGGUUAAAAGUUAAAGGUCUUCAAAGAUAUUUACUGGAAACUUUACACAUGCACUUAGGGUCAUAAUUGGAGGGUCAUAAUUGUAUGUCACUGACCAAGUUCCAUAACUCUAUCUUGCAUAAAGGCUGAUUCAUAUCCCCUUUUCCACUUAGUCUCUUGGUUAAUGUUUACAUGCAAGUUUUACAUAUCUCAAUAACUAUUAAAGAUAUUUAUUUAAAACUUCACAUAUGCAUUUAGGGUCAUAAUUGUAGGUCACUGACAAAGAUCCAUAAUUCUAUAAAAUGAAUUUAUAAAAAAAAAUUAGCCCUUUUGUGAACUUAAAAAUUUUAACAUUAUCAAGGCUCCUUUACUAUCAAGCACUAAGAAUAGUCGAGCGUGCUGUCCUACCGACAGCUCUUGUUUUUUCUUGCCGUCAGCGGUAAUAUCUCUCCGUGUUUGGUGCACUUCUCUGCCUCUGUUUCCUACCUAGAUUAGGUGAUAUUGACUUUUUGCUCCUCUCUUUUCUCCAACAAUGGCCCGUUGAAGAUCAAUUUUGCGUGAUCUUCAAAUUUCUGCCAUUUAUCUGGUAAUUCCUGCUAUUCCAAUUGAUUUGCGGAAGCGGUAUUCCUACCAUUGUUCUCGCAAAGUGUGUAAAAAACAUAACAUGACAUAUAUUUUAUUCAACAUAAAAUUGUAUACAUACAAUUUAUAGUAUACUUUAUAUGAUAAAUGUAAUAAUCCUUUUUCUUUUCUACUAUUUUUAUCAUUUUUAC
Ruditapes philippinarum (Manila clam) is the source of this 3960-nucleotide messenger RNA. RefSeq names its product lipid droplet-associated hydrolase-like. The record is from RefSeq and is a predicted model, not a curated record. Gene Ontology annotation, molecular function: lipase activity. The transcript has 4 exons. NCBI's taxonomy places the organism in Eukaryota, Metazoa, Mollusca, Bivalvia, Venerida, Veneridae. Bases 145 to 1065 code for a protein of 306 amino acids. Gene Ontology annotation, biological process: lipid storage. Gene Ontology annotation, cellular component: lipid droplet.